AUGGCCUCGCCGGAUUUACUGCAUUUUGGUGGCUCUUUUGAGAAGAGAAACGCCUUCCGUGGUGAAUUGUUGAGCUUGCAGACACCUGUGCAAGGAGGUAUCAAGACUAAUGGCUCUCUCAUCCGCUCCCACUCUGGGCCCAAUAUUGUCUCAGAGCAAAAGUCUGCUGGGAGUCCGAGAAGAGCCGUGAAUUUUACUCCAAGGAGUGUCACAAACCCUGACCACCUGGCCUCCAGAGCCGACUCCCACAGUUCUGGGUCACUGGCGCAAGAUGCCCAGGAAGAGGAUUAUGACAGCGAGGAAGACAACCAUUGUCUGGCAUUGUACUCCAAGUCUGUACCUUCAAACUUUGAUCAGGUUAGCAAAGCGACUGGAGAUACUUGUGUCGUAGAGGAAUACGAUGCUGAUGAAUCACCCAAUAAAAUGCUUCUCUCGGAGUGCCCCGAAUUCAUUCCCUACCUUAAUCCGCCAAGUCCUUCGAGGAGACCGGGCCAUCAUAACUUGCUUGGUGUUAAUGGCGACAGUAUUGAGGGGGAGGAGGUGAAUACUGACGACGAAAUAGUCUAUGGAUUUCGGUCUGUGGACUCCAAGCUUCAUGAAAAUGGCAAUGAAAAAUCAACGCAGGAUGCUGAUAAAAGCGAUUUACUCUGGGAAUUACUCGAAGCGCAAAUGGAAGCCGAAGCGGAAGCGGAAGAUAGACUGAUCCAUUCUUUGCGAAAGUCCAACAAAUCCGAACUAUCUAAAAGUAAAUCAGACUCUCUGAGAAAACCCCUGAUCCCACCCAAGGUAUGGUUACAAUUUUGA
Messenger RNA from Dibothriocephalus latus, 804 nucleotides. Lineage: Eukaryota; Metazoa; Platyhelminthes; Cestoda; Diphyllobothriidea; Diphyllobothriidae. The record is from the annotation of a GenBank genome assembly.